Messenger RNA from Prorocentrum cordatum, 284 nucleotides. Lineage: Eukaryota; Dinophyceae; Prorocentrales; Prorocentraceae. The record is from the annotation of a GenBank genome assembly.
AGGAGCCUUGGCAGCUGCUGGUGGCCUGCCUGCUGCUCAACAAGACUGGCCGCGCCGUCGUGGACCGCAUCCUCGGGGCAUCCUCGGCCCCUUCUUCCGCCGCUGGCCUUCGGCCGAGCGCCUCGUGGAGGCCGCCGCUGGGGACCUCGAGGAAGCGCUGGCCCCCCUCGGCCUGCAGCGCAAGCGCUCGCUGCUGCUCCGCCGCUUCAGCCUCGCGUACGCCCGCGCCGUGGCGGAGCGCGGCGCGCCGCUGCCCGUCGCGAGCGUCGAGGCGCUGCCCGGGG